AUGCCACCGCCGACACCAUCCUUCCCCGCCGCUUCUGCAGACCCCACCUCCGUCAUCCCUAGCCCGCAAUCCACCUCGCAGUCCUCGUCGCGCUCGCGCCUGCAGCAGCUAUCCGCCCACAUGUCUCCCGCAACCAGCUCCGUCUUCCACGCCGAUGUCGUGCCCAAAGCUCCCGAAGAUCCGCUCUUCGGCCUGAUGGCCGCCUACCGCGCGGAUAAUAACCCGCAGAAGGUCGACCUGGGCAUCGGCGCGUACCGCGACAACACGGCAAAGCCCUGGGUGCUGCCCGUCGUGAAGAAGGCCGACGAGAUCCUCCGCAAUGACCCCGAGCUCAACCACGAGUACCUGCCCAUCGCCGGCCUGCCGCAGUUCACCUCUGCCUCGCAGAAGCUGAUACUGGGCGCCGACAGCCCCGCCAUCGCGGAGAAGCGCGUCACCAGCCUGCAGACCAUUUCUGGCACUGGAGCCGUCCACUUGGGCGCUCUGUUCCUGGCCAGGUUCUACAAUAAGAAGGCAGACAAGACCGUCUACUUCUCGAACCCUACCUGGGCCAACCACAACCAGAUCUUCACCAAUGUCGCCUUCCCUGUAAAGACCUACCCCUACUUCUCAACCAAGACUCGCGGCCUCGACUUCGAUGGCAUGAUCUCCACCAUCAAGGAUGCGCCUGAUGGCAGCAUCAUCCUGCUUCACGCCUGUGCACACAACCCCACGGGUGUUGACCCUACCCAGGAGCAGUGGAAGACUAUCGCCGAAGUGAUUCGCUCCAAGAACCACUUCCCCUUCUUCGACUGCGCAUACCAGGGCUUCGCAUCCGGCGACCUGGCUAAGGACGGCUGGGCCAUCCGCUACUUCGUCGAGCAGGGCUUCGAGCUGGUCAUUGCACAGUCAUAUGCCAAGAACUUUGGUCUGUACGGCGAGCGUGCGGGUUGCUUCCACUUCGUCACGGCGCCCGGCUCCAACGCUAGCGAUGUCGUCGACCGCGUCGACUCGCAGCUCAAGAUCCUCCAGCGCUCCGAGAUCAGCAACCCGCCCAUCUAUGGUGCCAAGAUCGCCUCGACUGUCCUGAACGACCCCGCCCUCUUCGAGGAGUGGAAGGACAACCUGCGCACCAUGAGCGGCCGCAUCAUCGAUAUGCGCAAGGCGCUGCGCGCUAAGCUCGAGGAGCUCAAGACUCCCGGCACCUGGAACCAUAUCACUGAUCAGAUCGGCAUGUUCAGUUACACUGGCCUGACGGAGGCGCAGGUGCUGAAGAUCCGCGCCGACGCCCAUGUCUACAUGACCAAGAACGGCCGCAUUUCGAUGGCCGGCCUGAACACGAACAACGUGGACUACGUUGCUGCCGCCAUUGACAAGGUGGUGAGGGAAGCAUAG
Messenger RNA from Diplodia corticola, 1374 nucleotides. Its product is annotated as aspartate aminotransferase. Gene Ontology annotation, cellular component: cytosol. Gene Ontology annotation, biological process: L-aspartate biosynthetic process. The record is from RefSeq and is a predicted model, not a curated record. Gene Ontology annotation, molecular function: pyridoxal phosphate binding; L-aspartate:2-oxoglutarate transaminase activity. Bases 1 to 1374 code for a protein of 457 amino acids. NCBI's taxonomy places the organism in Eukaryota, Fungi, Ascomycota, Dothideomycetes, Botryosphaeriales, Botryosphaeriaceae. The transcript is spliced from 3 exons.